Molecule: messenger RNA, 1526 nt
Organism: Cryptotermes secundus
Lineage: Eukaryota; Metazoa; Arthropoda; Insecta; Blattodea; Kalotermitidae
Exons: 5
Coding region: 23-1504 (493 amino acids)
Biological process (GO): urea transmembrane transport
Cellular component (GO): membrane
Molecular function (GO): urea transmembrane transporter activity
Source: RefSeq, a predicted model, not a curated record
UGUUUGAACAAGGUGAACCAGCAUGAGUAACAUCGGUUCGAGCUCCAACCCGAGCGCGAACAAUCGGAGGUUCGGAGACAAGGUGUCUAUACCGAGGCAAUGGCUCUCAUUCGCUGGGGACUGUGCACCUCUGAGAAAGUACCUUGCCUCUCGAAGCUACGGGUCCGGCUGGGCGCCAUUAAAAUUUGUGGACGCUCUCUUCCGAGGUUAUGGUCAGGUGGUGUUUGCGAACAACCCAAUAAGCGGAGUUCUGAUCUUCAUAUCCCUGACAGUGGCAGACCCUCUAGUGUCGGCUGCAGGACUCCUCACAGCAUCUGUUGGUCUCUUAGGCUCCAUCGUGAUACUCCCUCAGCCACCGGAGAUACUCAGCCAAGGUGUCACCGUGUUCAAUUCCUUACUUAUUGGACUGAUAACGACAGGGACACUGCCGACACACUACGGUCUAACCCUCGAGACCUGGCACUGGUUCUCCAUGAUCAUCGCAGCCACCACGAGUGUUUACGUGGAAUCGGCCUUGGGCAACAUUCUAGGAUCCCUAUGUCGGUUUCCCUUACCCUACCUCACCGUUCCAUUUAAUAUAGUUCAACAGUUGCUGUUUCUUACCGUCAUUAGUAUCACUACUCUUAAUGCGACAGACACACCGCCAAUAGCAACUCAUCACAUGACGUCACAGCCUCCCCUUCUUGUUCCAUCGUCGCUUAUCAGCAUCGAGAGGUUGCGGCAGGUGCCUGUUGACACAACGCAGCCGACAUUACUGUCAAACCUGAAUGCACUCAAGGAGACAAGUCCUCCCGGAAUUUUGAUUGAUGGCUCCACUACAGACACGGAUAUAUUUUUUGGAGAUGUUCUGGAGGACCAUACCACUCACACUGACACGCUAAGUACCCAGCACAUCGCAGUGACACCAAGUGAAGCCGCAGAUUUCGAAGACAAUUUCCCGUACGGUCAAAUUGUGAGUAAGAGUACACAAGAAACAGUCAGAGAAUAUGAUAGAAACGCAAAUGUACGGCUUGACUCCAAACUUACUGUGACUGAUUCUGAAAGUAUUCAAACAUUCACAAUAGGUGCAAAUGAUUUUGAACAAAAAGAAACUUCAGUAACUACUUUGGCCCCAGACCACAAGCAGUUCGCACUGACAGAAUCUUCACAGAACGCCAGUAAUUCACAUCUGCAACCGAACUCUGCUUCUUCUGUUCACAAUAACGUUGAAUUAAUGCAGGACGCUCAUAGUUACACAGAAGGAGAAGUAUAUGAAACAGGAGAUCACCAGAGUAUAGCCUCCAUUGUCAUGGACUCAACAACAUCUGAAAUGACUCCGCUUUUUUCAACAAGCAGGACCAGUAAUUUUAAUGAAGACGAUGUCCUUCUGGCUGAGGAAACAGUAACUAUAAGGUUAAAGAGAAGUAUCUCCUUGGAGGCUACAGAACGAAAUCCGUUGACUCCGCACCAAAAUGCCAGUUUUGGUAUCGUGGAGCCUGUUGUCGAUUGGGGAGGGGUAAGUUGAAACUUAUGCCUCAUUUGAAAAA